Molecule: messenger RNA, 1436 nt
Organism: Wyeomyia smithii (pitcher-plant mosquito)
Lineage: Eukaryota; Metazoa; Arthropoda; Insecta; Diptera; Culicidae
Exons: 2
Coding region: 231-1184 (317 amino acids)
Source: RefSeq, a predicted model, not a curated record
GUCUACUCUUGCUAUAUGUUUCCUCGGUUGUGUUAUAAUAAUACGAUCUGUUGUCUAUUUUCUCAUUCUCGCGUGUCGACUCGACAAAAAAUUUCUUGCUAAACACAACCUUGAAAUUAAGCUACGAAGCGAAUAAAAAAAAGUUCUCAGAGUGCAGUCCGCAACUAAAAGAAAGGCGUCUUUCGAUUUACGAGAUAAGAAACUUAGUUUUGGCGUACAGUAAUUUUCAGAUGAGUGGAUUUUGGACCGAAUCCGACAUUUUGUCAACCGAUGACUCGGAUGAACCAAAUGUGGUGGCGAAGCCGCCAAGAAACGCUAAGGCAGGGCAUAAAUUGAAACGCGAAAGAGGUAAAGCUGAAUGGCUUUCAGGUUCAUGGCCCUUGACGAGUUUUGACGGAUCGUUACCGACUAACAAGAGAAAGGCAGAAUGGGUUAGAUACCGGGACCAAUUUGAACGUAUAACUUCUUGUAAGCCGCCGGUCGAUGCUGCUACUAAACUUACCGGACUGAAAAUCUUUGCCGAAGAUUAUCUGUUGAGUAUUAUUGAGAUGCAGCAAAAGUCAGUGCCAGAUUCGGUUGAGGAUGUUUACCAAGCAACUAUAGCGGCACUCAAUUGCUUUUUGAAUCAGACUUGUGAUGCGUCAAAGGAACGUAUGAAGUUCCGGGACAUGAAAAUGAGAAUCACAGAAGCGUUUUCGGACUGGGUGCUGCGUUUGGAAAAUCAAGCCAAAUUCUGCGACUUCGACCACGGACAGCGAGAGGAAGAAUUUAUUCAGGCUUUGGUGCGACGAUCUGUAAUGGGCAUCAGGGAAAAGUUGUUCGAGAUGUCCGACUUUCUCAGCAACGAUCUUAAACGCAUCAUCAACCAUGGCAAGCACCUAGACUACAUUAGAUCAGAGAUAAACGAGGCGAAAAAGUUCAAGGAAGAAGAUGAAGGAACUAACGAUCCAGAGCCGGAUGCAUCCUCUGCAACAUUGAUAAAACCGGUGAAUGCAUUAUAUUUCCGGAAGUUUGAACGCCGGAAUACACGGGAUGAUGGAUCGCGUAGGACACCAAGAGGCGUUUUGAGCCAUAUAAAUUGGACACACGUUACCGUGGAGGGAGCGCUUGGGAGCAGUCAGUCUCGAGUUGUAAAAACUGUGGUAAUUUGCAUGGCCCGCGUGCAUGCAAGGCUUAUCGUAUAAAGUGCUACAACUGCGCUAAAGUAGGCCAUUUUGCUCAAUACUGUCAGUCGUUGAAAAACUAUUCAAAUUCAAACCCGAGGAAACGAAUGAACGCAGACCGCGAAGAGAAAUUGAGGAAGGAGGCUGGACGGAUUAACCAGGUAGAUAAUGAUCAAUCUUUCGAGUAAACUUGUUUUGUUAUUUGUCAGCGAAGGUCAAUAAAUUAAUGUUUUGUGAAGUGUUGUACAAUAAAAUUAUCUGUUUUAUUUUUUU